UCUUUGCAAAAUUUGAAGCAAGUAAAUUAUUAGCUGAUUUUGAUAUAAAAUUGACGAAAUGAUUCUGUUUUUUAAAUACUUUGGCAAACUGUGAACUUCAUUGGCUAUGAGAGAUCAGAGUGAAAGUCUUUUCAGAUCUUAAUGGCAGCUGCAAAUAUUGCAUCAACCGGAAUAGUUCUUGAAGUUCUAACAAGAGAUAAUUACUUAGAUUGGAGUGUGCUGGUGAAGAAUUAUCUCAUUGGAAAAGGUCUUUGGGACAAUGUUGUCGAGGGUAAUGUCAAUCCUAUUCAGUCUGAUGGGAAAACAAAAAAUGAUGAUGCCUUACAUUCUAAACAGUCUGAUUGGAAAUCAAAAAAUGGUCAAGCUUUACAUGCUAUUCAACUAUCAUGUGGCCAUUAUACUCUUCGCCAAAUAAGAAAUUGUGUGACAGCACAAGAGGCUUGGAAUCACUUAAAAGCUGUUUUUAGCGAAGAUUUAAGAGCAGACAAAUCUUACAAUGAUAUUGAGCAAGGAGGUCUUCAAAGUGAUAUUGACAAGUUUCAUGUAGCAGUGAAGAAAGGCAUGUGGAAUGACGCGAUUUUGUUUAUCAGGAAUGACGGAGAUAUUAUUUCGCAAAAGUCACCCUCUAAUGGUUGGACUUCUCUUCACGUUGCAGUUGAUGCAGGACAAGAUAAAAUCAUGCAGAAGUUGGUUGAAAUGGGGGCAUUGCUGACAGAGAAAGACUGGGAGGGAUACACACCGUUUGCUCUCGCUGCUAAAUCAACAGAUGAUACAAAAAUGGUUAAGUGGAUGCUUGCUAAGGGAGGAAAUGAUCUACUGACAAUGAAAAUAAAAGCUGAUGAUGGUAAAGGUGACAUUCCAGUACUUCUUGCCGCAGCAAAGGGCCACAAAGAAAUGACGAGAUUUCUAUUUUCCAUGACUCGAUGGUUCACUUUAACUGACAACAAUUAUUAUUAUGGUGCUAAACUUCUUUCAUAUUGCAUCCAUGCAGAAAUAUUUGAUGUUGCAGCAGCAUUAAUCCAACAUGAUGGUACACAAAUACCCCUUAGUUAUGAAUCUCAUCAAUGUACGCGACCUAUAUAUGGAUUAGCUCAUAUCCCUACCGUAUUUCACAGUGGAACCCAACUAAAUUGGCACGGACAAAUUUUUUAUAAAGUAUUGUGGAUACCACCCUACAUACACCUUGAAAGGAAAAAAAUCACAAUUGAAUCGCAAGAUGGAGGAUCAAGUACAUAUACUUUUACAGGUAAAAUUCUCAGGUUGCUGAAAUCUUUUGCGGGUACCGUGACAAAAGUUAGAAAGUAUUGUCCUUCAAUAAUGUUAUAUUUUGGUCGAUAUGUUGGGAAAUUUCAACCGAGUAAAUUACCUUAUAUUAAGAAGAUAUAUGAGAUGAAAAUGGAUCAUUACCUCGUAAGCGAGAUUAUGAGGUGUUUGUGCAAAAAAAUUGAGAAAAUAUCAUCAGAAUCAGAGUUACAUCAAUGUUCAAUUCAUGAUGCUAUGUUACAAGCAGCCAAGUAUGGAAUUAUAGAGUUUAUAAAUUCAAUGAGGGAAGCAAAUCCUGACCUUUUAUGGGCUAUGGACAAAAACAAAAGAGGUAUAUUUGCACAUGCAAUUUUAAAUCGUCAAGACAAAGUGUUCAAACUCAUAUAUGAGAUAGAUGGCCAAAAAGGGCUUAAAACGUCCGUAGACAUAUUUGGAAAUAACUUACUACACCUCGCAGCUGAAUUAGGCCCAUCCUCUUAUCGUGGUCGUCGAUCCAAUGCCGCUCUUCAAAUGCAAAGAGAACUUCAAUGGUUUAAGGCGGUAGAGAGCGUUGUGCCUCCUAUGUGCAAGGAGGCUAAAAAUGCAGAUGGUCUAAAGCCUCGUGAAUUAUUUACGAAAAAUCAUGAGAAGCUUGUGAAUGAAGGUCGACAAUGGGCAAAAGAUACAGCAAGUUCUUUCACAAUUGUUGGUACUCUAAUCAUUACCAUCAUGUUUGCCGCUGCUUUCACUGUUCCAGGAGGAAACAAUCAAUAUAAGGGAACACCUAUUUUUUUGUGUAAUGAUGCAUUUUCUCUCUUCAUUAUAGCAGACGCGUUAUCUCUAAUUACAUCUACUUCGUCAGUUUUGACAUUUAUUGGUAUCCUUACAUCGCGUUAUGCCGAGGAAGACUUCGUCACAAGUUUGCCGGUUAAGUUAUUGUUUGGCCUUUUCACCAUUUUCUUGUCUGUGGUAUUCAUGAUGUGUGCUUUUUGCUCUGCACUUGCUCUCAUGCUAAAGGGGUACCGCUGGAUCGUAAUAGCAGCAAUAUCAUCUUCAGUUAUUCCAAUAUUAGUGUUUAUGUUGACGCUCUUACGCAUUUUUUCAGAGGUUUGCGUUUCUUUUGUGCAAUCUUAUUUCCUCCUUGGGAAGAAACAAAAAUAAAUAAUAUGGUUGUGUUGUUUUUUUA
Messenger RNA from Medicago truncatula (barrel medic), 2428 nucleotides. RefSeq lists its product as uncharacterized. The coding region runs from base 142 to 2403 and encodes 753 amino acids. The record is from RefSeq and is a predicted model, not a curated record. Gene Ontology annotation, molecular function: protein binding. The transcript is spliced from 7 exons. Gene Ontology annotation, cellular component: membrane. NCBI's taxonomy places the organism in Eukaryota, Viridiplantae, Streptophyta, Magnoliopsida, Fabales, Fabaceae.